Messenger RNA from Rhododendron vialii, 2071 nucleotides. RefSeq names its product probable galacturonosyltransferase 10. Gene Ontology annotation, molecular function: polygalacturonate 4-alpha-galacturonosyltransferase activity. The record is from RefSeq and is a predicted model, not a curated record. Lineage: Eukaryota; Viridiplantae; Streptophyta; Magnoliopsida; Ericales; Ericaceae. The transcript has 2 exons. The coding region runs from base 209 to 1861 and encodes 550 amino acids.
GAGAGAGAGAGAGAGAUUAAUUACUCCAUUUUCUUCUCAACUGCGACAACAAACUUAUCAUCUCCCCUGCUUCCUUCAAUAUCAUCUACUGAACACACUACACCGGACGAAAACCCUAAUUCCUCAUCUUCACUCUCUCUCUCUCUCUCUCUCUCUCUCUCUCUCUCUCGAUAUACUUACGUGCCAUAUAUGUGCAUGAGUACAUUGCAUGCAUUUUGGUUUUGAUUCGUUUUAUAUCUUGAUCCCGGUGGGACCCCCGAUGAGGCGAAGACCCGUUGAUUUCCGAAGGCCGGCGAGAAGGAGAUUUUCCAAGGUGUUCUGGUUCACGUUAUGUGGUGUUCUGUUUUUGAUUGGCUUUGCUCUUUUCGGUCGUGAAAGAGGAUCAACGUCUACGUCAGCAAUGGUUAAGAGGUAUUACAGGCGCAACAAAUUUAUGGAAGGCAUUAAUAUCACUGAAGAAAUGUUGAGCCCACACUCUAUACCCCGGCAGCUAAAUGACCAAAUUGCUCUUGCAAAAGCUCUUAUUGUGAUUGCAAAAGAAAGUAACAACCUUCAGUUUGCAUGGGAGCUAAGUGGCCAAAUGCGCCACUCACAACUACUCCUUUCAAAUGCAGCGACUAGGGAAAUACCAUUGACAGGCACAGAAUCGGAGAUAGCAAUUCGUGACAUGGCUUUUCUGUUGUAUCAAGCUGACCAACUCCAUUAUGAUAGUGCAACCUUGAUCAUGAGACUGAAAUCCAGGAUCGAGUCGCUUCAAGAACUAGUUCAUUCUGUAAGUGAGAAGAGCACGAAGUAUGGGCAAAUAGCUGCUGAGGAAGUCCCAAAAAGCCUUUAUUGCCUUGGUAUAACAUUGACUAUUGAAUGGUUUAGAAACACAGAUUUCCAAAAGAAACUCAAUGGUGGAAAUCAGAUUGCUGACAAGCUGAAAGACAACAGUCUCUAUCACUUUUGUGUCUUUUCUGACAACAUCCUUGCAACUUCAGUAGUUGUCAACUCAACUGCUUCUAAUUCCAUCAAUCCUAAUCUGGUUGUGUUCCAUAUAGUCACUGACAACAUUAAUUAUGCCCCAAUGAACGCCUGGUUUUCCACGAAUACUUUUCGUGGAUUGACAAUUGAAGUUCAAAAUUUUGAGGCCUUCAGCUGGCUCAAUGCUUCUUAUGUUCCUGUCCUAAAGCAGCUCCAAGACUCAGACACUCAGAACUAUUACUUUUCUGGGAAUAAUGACGAUAGUCAGACCCCAAUCAAGUAUCGUAAUCCUAAGUACCUCUCAAUGCUUAACCACCUCAGGUUCUACAUUCCUGAAGUUUUCAAUUCACUGGACAAAGUAGUGUUUCUUGAUGAUGAUGUUGUGGUUCAGAAAGAUCUGUCGCCGCUUUUCUCGAUUGAUCUGAAUGGAAAUGUAAAUGGAGCAGUGGAAACUUGUAUGGAGACAUUCCACCGAUACCAUAAGUACUUGAAUUACUCUCACCCAAUUAUACGUGCACAUUUUGAUCCAGAUGCAUGUGGUUGGGCAUUUGGAAUGAAUAUCUUUGAUUUGGUUGAGUGGAGGAAAAGGAAUGUAACUGGAAUCUACCACUACUGGCAGGAGAAGAAUAUUGACCGGACCUUGUGGAAGCUGGGAACUUUGCCACCUGGACUUUUAACUUUCUAUGGGUUGACAGAACCUUUGGAUCCUCACUGGCAUAUUUUGGGAUUAGGUUACACGACUGUCGACCGGCAAUUACUACAGAAUGGUGCUGUACUGCAUUUCAAUGGAAACUCAAAACCGUGGUUGAAGAUUGGGAUGGGGAAAUACAAACUGCUAUGGGAUAAAUAUGUUGAUUAUUCUCAGCCUAUAUUGCAACAAUGCAAUGUUCAUUGACUGUGGGACAGAUUCGAUUUGCCAGGCGAUAAGGUACUUUAAGAUUUUGAAGAGCGAACUUCAGAAUUUUCUGUUAAAACUUUUUGACGGCAUCAAGUAAGGUUUAAUGGCUGGGAGAUGGGCGUACGUUGUUGUUUUAUCAGUUACCUGCAGCAGUUUUGCCUUGUUUUGAGCUGCAAUUGCUACGAAGUUUCAUCUCUCAUCUUAUUA